ACUGACAGUUGACGAUGAAGCUGGCCAAGACCAUUGUGCUUCUGCUGUGCCUCAUAGGCACGGCGGGAGGCGCAUUGGGAGGAUUUUGCAUCCCGCCACCGAGGUCGGCAGCCAGAACACCACGCUUAGCCACCAGUGUCCUUACUCCUACCACACCACGGCCGUCGCUUGACUGGCGUGCGCGUGGGGCUGUCACGCCGGUCAUGUUCCAGGGACAGAUCGGUUCCUGCUGGGCUAUAUCGUCGGUGGGUGCCAUUGAGGGGCUACACAAGAUCCAAACGGGAAGGCUUGUCAGGCUGUCGAGCCAGCAGAUAUUCGACUGCUCCAACAAAAGUAUGGCCGACUCGGACCUCAAGGCGUUCGACUGGGUUGUCCGCAACGGAGGCGUCGCCUCAGAGGAGACGUACCCGUACGUGGGGCGAGUCCAGGACUGCAAGCGGGAGAAGCUGCAUAUGAUCUCCGCAUCCAUCAGAAGGUACAAGAUGGACAUCCGCGACGAGCUCGACCUCUUGGUCGCCGUCUCUUACAAGCCGGUGUCCGUCAGGAUGUGGCUCGACCCACCAAGCUUCUACAAAUACACUGGGGGCAUCUUCACGGGACCAUGCGGGAAGGAGGCCCAUGGCAUGUUGCUGGUGGGUUAUGGCGCCCUUGCGGACGGCAGAGAAUACUGGAUCUUAAAAAAUUCUUAUGGCGUUCAUUGGGGUGACCAGGGCUACUUCUACGUGAAACGUGGCGCCUACCAUCUGCCAGGCCUCUGCGGCCUUGCUUUUCUGGUUGCAGAACCCGAAUAG
Molecule: messenger RNA, 791 nt
Organism: Triticum dicoccoides
Lineage: Eukaryota; Viridiplantae; Streptophyta; Magnoliopsida; Poales; Poaceae
Product: ervatamin-B-like
Exons: 2
Coding region: 15-791 (258 amino acids)
Biological process (GO): proteolysis
Molecular function (GO): cysteine-type peptidase activity
Source: RefSeq, a predicted model, not a curated record